AUGGCUCAUGCUAUGGCUUCUAUGGGUGGCCUAAUUGGUUCUUCACAAACUGUCUUGGAUGGUAGCCUCCAGCUUAGUGGCUCAGCCCGCUUGAGUACUGUUAGCACCAACAGAAUUGCCUUGUCUAGACCAGGACUCACUGUCAGAGCCCAACAGGGGUCUGUUGACAUCGAAACUAGCCGUAGAGCCAUGAUUGGUCUUGUUGCUGCUGGCCUAGCUGGUUCCGUUGCUAAAGCAGCUUUUGCUGAAGCCAGGUCAAUUAAGGUUGGCCCCCCACCUCCUCCCUCGGGUGGAUUGCCUGGAACUUUGAACUCAGAUGAGGCAAGGGACUUCAGUUUGCCAUUGAAGAAUAGGUUUUACCUUCAACCGUUGACUCCAGCUGAGGCAGCCCAGAGAGUUAAGGAUUCAGCCAAGGAGAUUGUUAGUGUCAAGGAUUUCAUCGACAAGAAGGCCUGGCCUUACGUCCAGAAUGACCUUCGUCUCAGAGCAGAAUACCUUCGCUAUGACCUUAAGACUGUUAUCUCUGCUAUGCCAAAAGAACAGAAGGGAAAACUCCAGGAUCUGUCUGGAAAGCUCUUUAAGACCAUUAGUGAUCUGGACCAUGCAGCAAAGACCAAGAACAGUGCUGAAGCACAGAAGUACUAUGCUGAAACUGUAACUACCUUAAAUGAUGUUUUGGCCAACCUGGGCUAG
Molecule: messenger RNA, 693 nt
Organism: Solanum lycopersicum (tomato)
Lineage: Eukaryota; Viridiplantae; Streptophyta; Magnoliopsida; Solanales; Solanaceae
Gene: PsbQ
Product: photosystem II oxygen-evolving complex protein 3
Biological process (GO): photosynthesis; photosynthetic electron transport chain
Cellular component (GO): photosystem II; extrinsic component of membrane; chloroplast
Molecular function (GO): calcium ion binding
Source: RefSeq, marked provisional